GAUUCCACGAAUAUUCCCUCGAAACGGUGGCUCAGCUCAUCCGGCCAAAUCUCGCGGCUGAGACCAACCACUUCUGGCUCCCGCGUUAGCCUCACCCGAGAUAGAUAUUUGGCACCGUUUCGCUCGCUCACCACCAGCGAAAGGAAAGGAACCAAGCCGGUGGCGGAAAAAUUGGAGGCGCAGCCGCGGAAAGGACUCGUGGCGCAGCGCCGGGAGACCACGGGCCACGACGGCGGCAAGUACCUCCCUCCUCUCCCCUGCUUUUCUUGGCCGGCAACAGACUGCUCCCUCCUCCCUCGACUCUCUAUCUGUCCACAAGGGAUGGGUGGCUUGGGAUGUGUUGGGCGCCGGGGGAGAGGCCCGUGAUUGGGGCCGGGGAGAGGGCUGCGGAUGGUCGCCAUGGAGGGGCGACGAGGGUGCAGGCUGCUCCCUCCUCGCUUGGGUCUACUCUUGCUCAGUACACGUCGAGGAAGGGGAUAGGUCAUGGGGGAGGGGCGAUUGCCAGGGAGGGCUCGACCAGGGAGGUGCCUCGGAUGGGCGACGAGGCUAGGCCUGGAGUGGUCGCAUCUUUUCUUUCUCUCUCUGUAUGUAUACAUAUCUCUUUACAUUGAUCCUUUAUCAUUUUGCACAGGUGUACUAGCAGAUCAACGACCUAGUAGUUGAAGGAGCAGAAGUAUAUUAUCAACUAUGGCAUGUAAUAGUUUCAGUUAGACUAAGUUUAAUAUAUUGUUGACUUGUUUUAUUAUUGUAGUGGUAAUCUCACCAUACAAGCAAAAAGGUCACCGUUACGCCAUAUCCAUCCCUCAUCCCUCAUCCCAACCACAUUUUAUUUUACCAACCAAACAAAAAAGUGGCUCAUCCUUCACACUCAACCAAACAGAAAAAAUGGCUAUCCCUAACCAGGUGGUUGGGGGUGCCCUCAUCCCCUAAAGGAUACCCCCUGAACCAAACAGCCCCUAAGCCUUUCCCGCAAGAAGUUUACGUAGAUGUAGCAUUAUUGUUUUCUUCUUCUUCUUUACCGCCUGAAACGAGUCCGACUUGCCAUGUGAUUCCGUCGUUCGGGAGGCAGCGCGAUAGAGCGUUCCGCCGUCCACGCAAAAGCUGCCUGGAAACGUAUCCGACUCUGCCUGCUUCUCUCGUUCGGGAGGCACCGUGGUACGUACCAAACGGAUAUUAUGGAAUUCGAGUCGGAUUGGAGAUCCCUGCUUCCCGCUAUAUAAGCGUACAUACUAGACGAUAGAGGUACGGAGCUACAGAGGCAAGAGCGUGCGUAGAGAUUGUGUUCUUGUUGGAGAUCUGUCAAGACUAGAGAGGUGCGACGUACGCUGCCUUAGCUUUCGAUCAUAAUGGGAUCCGCACAGUCGGCCGAGAGGGUGAUGCCGGAGCAAGUCGUGCACGACCUGCACCGCGAGGAUCAGAUUCUACAGGAACGCUCGAUGUGCGGGUGUGGCAUGCAAUCAACUCGCCAGCGCACCGAAGAGGAGCGCGAUGCAUCCAUCAUUUGCCAUGUCCACCAUGCUCUGCGCCAUUACAACGCCAACCACGAGGGUUUGGACUUUGUGCCUGUCAAGCCUUUGAUGGCUGCGUACGUAGGUUUCAGAGGCCACAUUUGGGCCCACGUUAGCUUCCUCGCUCGCAGGAGUGGCAAACCCGUCACGCACUUCUUCGCUGAGCUACGCUACGACUACAACUUUGGCACACCAACUGUUGAAACAUGCACCAUCGUCGAUAAAUCAUUGCGCCACAGCCACUUGAGUACCGCGUGUACGUUUUGCCCCAAAAGCUUUGAAAUUCUGCACCCUCUCGAUGGAAAAUUCAUGUGCGGAAAGAAGAGCCAAGCAAACAAAGAGCAAGGUUUCUAUCAUUUCAUGAAUCUACUUGAGAAACCGUACACAUGCUCCACGAAAAGUGAUGAUGCCAAGGAGGACAUGGGCGUGGCAAUUCUGGAGGAGAAACAUAGCAUCCUGAGCUGGACCUGCCGCCCCUAUGAUUUUUGCCGUAAUUUCAUAUCAAGGUUUUUUUGGGCCUUUGAUGCAAAGCUUAAGGCGCGAGUCUAUGGCAAACCUACGCAGGAAAUCAAUGUAACGGGUUAAUGUUAGAUCCACACCUACUAAAGUUGUGAAGAAAUGGUAAACGCUAAUUUAGUGAAGUAUUUGCAGAUGUUUGUUGGUGU
Messenger RNA from Lolium perenne, 2173 nucleotides. RefSeq lists its product as uncharacterized. NCBI's taxonomy places the organism in Eukaryota, Viridiplantae, Streptophyta, Magnoliopsida, Poales, Poaceae. The record is from RefSeq and is a predicted model, not a curated record.